UGCAACUUGAAAUUUACUGCUGCUGUUGUUGUCGUGUUGGAAAAUGGCCUCCGGAACUAAAGCAAGUAAAGAUGAUUCCGAAAUUGAGAGGUUGGCAAGAGAAGAAAUACUAAGAGAUAUAAAGAAGGCGAAGGCACGGACUGAGACACUUGGUGCUGUUGGAUGGCGACCAUGUCCUCUUCCAAAAACCAAUAAAAGAUUCCUACAAAACACACUUGUUGGGACAUUGCAAGCUAACAGAGCUGAAUUAAAGCGACAAAAACAGAAAGAAACUGAAACAGAUGAAGACAAAUUUACGAAAAGAAGCAAACAUUCAAACAAAGAACACACCACAGAUUUGUAUCAUUAUGACAGUUUAAGUAGAACUUCCUAUGAAAAAUCUAAAAGAGACAAACAAAAAUACAAAACAAAGUCAAAAAGGAGAGAUGACAAGCACAAAUGAUUCCCUCCUACAGCAGGCAGAUGUCAUGGAACGAUAAAAAUGUCAUUACUGGCGGCUCAACCCAACAUUGUCAUGUUUUUAGGCAUGAAUCAGUUAGUCCUUAAACUAAGUGAUCAUAACAUACAUCCUUGUUAAAUAAAAUGUUGUAUUGAUUUGGCCACCCAACUGAUUCAACACAUUGUAGCCCAGUCAUGUUUAAUAGGUUGAGCAGAUUGCAACCAGUAAAUAUUGAACACAACCUACAGAUACCCAAGUGUUGAGUUCUAAUCUAUUGUAUUGCCAGAGGUGAACAAGCACUAGUCAACCAUUUAGUGAAGCAAAUAAAUUAACAAGUAGAUAGACUUGAAAAGUCCCAAAACAUUGAAGAGAAGCCACACUCGAACACAUCUAUGUCAUUAAUAACCUUCAGAGAUUAAUUUCACCUGAUGAAAAGCUGUGCUUGAAAUUACAUAAGCCUUAGUUUCUUCAUUUAUUUUCUUCAAACCUGUAUUUAUUCAUAAUUUGUUGUACAACACAUAACAAGUAUUUUUAUCUUAAAUAUUUUUGGGAAACCUCUAUUUUCGAUGAAGCACCACCAGAGGAGGGUUGUUAUGUUUAUUUAACUCUCAAAGGACUUUCUGAAUGUCUGCCCCUGUCGAAAACAUUUUUGUAGACAUCUCAAAUGGUAACAAGUCAUUUACUGUUAAUCAAG
Molecule: messenger RNA, 1133 nt
Organism: Rhopilema esculentum
Lineage: Eukaryota; Metazoa; Cnidaria; Scyphozoa; Rhizostomeae; Rhizostomatidae
Source: RefSeq, a predicted model, not a curated record